Entelurus aequoreus (snake pipefish) is the source of this 4150-nucleotide messenger RNA. RefSeq names its product codanin-1-like. Gene Ontology annotation, cellular component: nucleus. Gene Ontology annotation, biological process: chromatin organization. The transcript has 27 exons. The record is from RefSeq and is a predicted model, not a curated record. NCBI's taxonomy places the organism in Eukaryota, Metazoa, Chordata, Actinopteri, Syngnathiformes, Syngnathidae. Bases 43 to 3948 code for a protein of 1301 amino acids.
GCCCCCUUGGUCUAUGUGCAUCCGGCGCGGAGCUGGCUAAGAAUGGCGGCUCUUUUGGAAUGUGUCCUGGCGAGGAAAGUGCACGUUAAGAAGGUGUUGCAAUGGCUUCAAAACGCCCAGGAUGAUGACCGACUGGCCUUCAGUGAUGCAGAAGUGAGGGUCCACAAGCAAGAGUUUGUCCCUUUCCUCCUCAACUUCCUGCGGGACAAGAGCAGCCAAGCCCUCACCCAUGGCCCUGCCACGCCUGCCAAGACCCCCAAUCGGCUCAGACCCGCCGCUCACUCGCAGGGCUUCUCCGAGAGGAGGUCCGCCGGUUCACGGAGCGCGAGCCGUGUCCAGCUCUUUUCCCCCACGCCGUCCGUGUCCCCCGGGACGGACUGCGACGCUCAGCCGGGCCCCCAGUGCACAAGCAGCCCCAACUUCUCCAACACGUGGAGCCCGGCGUCCAGGCCUUCGGGCUCCGAGAGGCGGGCCGGCCAGAGGAUGAGUCUCGGGGACUUCGUGCUGUCCUCCCCUGAGCUGCAGAAGGGCCGCAGGAGGAGCGGUGGUCAGGGAAGACACUCGGGGGGACAAGGAGCACAUCACACCGAUGACAGCGGGAGGAGGACAAGCCGAGGAGGCGGGACAAGCGAGCAGGUCUCACCUCCGUCUGUCGGUCAGCUCAAUCUCAACAACCUGGAGGACUUUCCACCUGUGGGCUCGUCACCUGCCACCCACACAGGAAGCAAACCUUCCAGAAGAAUCAACCCAACGCCGGUGAGUGCGGAGCGCCAGCAUUCCAAACCGAAGACCUGUUUCACCUCCACGCCCGUCACCAAAGCUCCCGGUCCGCCCGCAGGGGAGGCAGAGGGUCCUGACGGGUCCACGCGAAGCAGCCCCCUCAGCCUGAUGGAGGAGAGAGCGCUGCUGAAGAGAGAGAAGUCGAAGCGCGCCCAGCAAGCAUGCGCUCCUCUGCCCUGCUUGGAGGAGCCCAGUACCCCAACAAAGUCAGGAGUCCGAGUCGGGUCCAGAGGGACGCCAGACCAGCAGACCCUGUGUCCUGAGCCAUCUAAAGUCACCUCGGCCUUGGUUCUGGACCUCCUGGCUGAACUAUACUGCACCUGUAUAUCUGAGAACUUGGUGCCCAAUAUUUUUCUGGAGCUUUUCUUUGUGAUGCAGCUGCUCACGUCUCGCUCUCCUGUCAGUAAUGAUGCUGAUGAUGAAAGCGUGUGCGGGCUCAAUUCAGACGUGCUGGAGAGACAUUACCUGAGGCAGGUACACAACUGUGUGUACUUUGCAGUGAAGGUUCUGGAGAAUCAGUACCAGUUGUUGGCGCACAUGGACAAGUGCACCUUGCGUCUUCUGGCGGAGAACGAGAGAGUGGCGUCCUUCUCGCCACAUCUGAGAAGUCGCUUGUGUCAGGCGCAGGACAGGAGCACAGCCAAGCUGUCUCUGUCCGUCUCCACCUUCAUCCACUCGGUUCCUUUCCAGCCUGCCACGGACAACCGCUCCAACUUCAGCAGCGACAAGGCCUUCCAUACCUUUAAAAAGCAAAGAGACGUUUUUUACGAGGUGCUGCGAGAGUGGGAGGACUUCCACACGGAGCCCAACUGGAGCUUCGACGCUGCUCUUGGGAGUCGCAUCAGAGGAAUGAUGAGCCAGUUGACAGCUGCAGGAAACCACUCACAUUUUGCUCGUCUUUUCCUGAAGCAGCUCAUUCAGAUGUGCAAGGUCCCUGGAGCUAACGGCUCGCCUGGCGACAGCCCCGAUGCGGACCUGCUGGGAAUGCUGGGGGCCGACGGCCUGGGCCGCCUGAAGCGCCUGGAGGAACGUCUUAUUCAACCUCACGGAGUUGUCGGCCCGUGUCCGCCGCCGUCUUUUCCCGGCCACCAGGAGUUCUUCCGGGACUUCCUGCAAACGGCCAGUUGCUGUCAGCUGAACCAGCACCUGCAGGACAGUUUGUGUCAGCAGCUCCUCCAGCUGGACGACGUCUCCAUCCUCAGUCCUGCUGCUGCCGAGCAAGAGGAGGAGGGCGACGGUGACUUGGAGCAGCAGGAUGAGAAGCAGCGCUUUGCCUCGGUGCUUCUCCUCGCUCGUCUUCUGGCAAAGUUUUUGGGUUUCAUUUCCUUCCUGCCGUACCAAACGUCUGAGAAACCCUCCAUGGAGCUCCAGGAGGCAGCUGUGGCUUUGCGGAGCAAGAGUGUUCCUGUGCUGGACGUCUGCGCUGUGCUGAGGAGCAGCAUGAGGAGAAAGCGCACCAUCCUGACCGUACCUUGGCUGGUGGAGUUCCUCUCCAUGCUGGACUUCACUGGUCCACUGCUGCUCAGCUACAGAGUGGCUUUGGGUACACUGUGUCUGCUCUACAGGAGAAUGAUCCUGGGUGGAAGCGGAGAAACCCUUUACCUGAACAAGCUGCUCCUCCUGUCCGUACUGGGCUGGCUCUUCCAGAUCCCUGUCAUCCCGGAGGAGGUUUUCUUCACCAAUGACUUCACUGAGGUGGCCAAGCUGGAGGAGGUCGACGCCAGCGGUGCUGCAGGACUUGACUUUAUCCCCCUGGUGGAUCAGCAGCUUCUCUACACUUGCUGUCCAUUUCUUGGUGAGUUCCGGAAGCUCCUCGCCGCCUUCGUGUCCGGAAGCAGCGCCAAGAGCGGGGGCGUCGUCCGCAAGAUCACCCCGACGUCCGCCGAGCCCCGAGACGCGGCGGGCCCCCGGCGCUCGCAGCAGAAGCUGCAGGCCGACCUGGAGCAGGCCUUCUUCCACAACCAGCCGCCUUCUUUGAGACGCACGGUGGAGUUUGUGGCCGAGCGUGUCGGAUCCAACGCCGUCAAGCACAUGAAGGCCACGUUAGUGAGGGAGUUGGUGGAGAAAGGGGAGAAGAUGCUGAAAGAUGGACUGCAGUCCGCCAAAGCCAACCCGUCCCAGCUCAAUGAGUCCAUCUGUGCUCAGCUGUGUGAGGCAGGACUAGAGGCGCUGACCCGAGCUAGCAGGUUUUGCUGUGAGAAGAGUCCAGAAGCCAUCCAGACUUUGCUCCCUGAUGAGACCUCCCCUGCUGUAUUGGCCACGUCUGAAAACAUAACCAAGCACCUUGCCACAGAAAAGGCCUGCAGCUGGCUGGCCGCUAACAUCACAGCGUUGAUCCGGCGAGAAUGGAAGUGCAAGUACGAGCACGUCAGGAAGAGUUUGGGGAUCUCCUCCGCGCCUUCAGACUCGGCAGACGCGCGGCUCGCCGUUCACGAGCCGGUGGCUCCUGGUCUGUCAGUGAGCCCUAAAAGGAAGCCAGGUGGCGCCAGAGCGACGUCCUGUUCCCCUUGUUGCAGCCACAGCGCCCUGCUGCCCUCUGAUGUCCUCAUCAUGAUCAAGGACUGGUUGAGCAUCGCCGUGGGCCCCAGGACUGAUGAGGAGCUGCCUAGUGGUUCUCAGCUUAGGAAACUUUUCCAGCAAGUGGGAGACACGCUGGCCUGCAAGAAGUUCUCAACUGCAUUGUCAGAGCAGAUGCUGCUCAACUCCACGGUCCUACUGGCCUGCAAGCUCGUGUCUGCCGAGCUGCCCCUGCUGGCGCCUCCAUCCAGCCACAGCCAGGGAGACCAGGGGGACUUCAGCGGGAGUCCUGGUCCUGGUUCUGGUUCUGGGUCCGAGCCUUCCGUCAGAGCCCUGCUGGAGCAGCUCAGCCAAAUGUGGGAGGAAAACUGCUGUGACCACGCUCCCGUCCACCUGCUCUUCUCCCCACUCGUCGUCACCGCCGUGCUGACGGCCGGUGACACCCAGUGGAACAACUUCCUGUUUUUGGUGCGGAGGCUCGUUGCUGGCGGACUUUUAUCCGAGGAGGACGUCCUCUCCCACUGGGCCAAACUCACCAAGCAGGAGCUGAUGCAGAAGUUCCAUCUUCAGUCUGAGAUGGACGCGCCUCUGCUGCAGAGUCCGAGGGACGUGCUGCAGCUCUCCAAGCAGACAGUAGAGGGCGCCACAUGACAAGCACGUAUUGAAGCUUCUUUCACUCGCUGCCUUUUAAAGCCAUUUAGUGGUCAGUUUGCAUGAAUGCAACAAUGCAUUUGUGGUUGUCUUUGUUCACGUUGAACAAGCAUUGUGGCUCAUUUUGCUCCCCCCCCCCCAAAAAAUAAUGUUUUAAUUUUGUCACACAUGUAUGUGAUGAAAAUAAAAAUAAAGAGAAACU